This is a messenger RNA of Guillardia theta CCMP2712, 10419 nucleotides long. RefSeq lists its product as hypothetical. Lineage: Eukaryota; Cryptophyceae; Pyrenomonadales; Geminigeraceae. Gene Ontology annotation, cellular component: dynein complex. Gene Ontology annotation, biological process: microtubule-based movement. Gene Ontology annotation, molecular function: dynein intermediate chain binding; ATP binding; dynein light intermediate chain binding. The record is from RefSeq and is a predicted model, not a curated record. The transcript is spliced from 15 exons. The coding region runs from base 1 to 10419 and encodes 3472 amino acids.
AUGCAAUGCCUUCGGACGAGGCUGCUCAUUCUCUUUCGAGCAGAGGAUCCUUGGAAUUACUCGCGGAGAAUCAAAUAUGCGAUUGAAGAACGAAAGCUGACGCUUCAGCACCUGGCGUAUAACUUGUACCUCGAUUGCAUGCCAGUUGACAAUCUUCCGUCAAUCUCGGGGGAGCAGAUGAAUCGCAUCGUAACCAGGUCCAUAUCAACCAAGAAGAUGAAGGUGGGAGAAGGCUCAGCGUCGGGCAGCAACUUUGCUGUGGUGUCAUUGGGGAAAAGUUCAAUCACUCUGGUAGAUGAAAUCAACCUAGAGUUCUCGCGGGCCAUGAAUCGAUGUAUCCUGGACAAGGCGUACUCAGACAACCUGAAGCUUCCUCUGGCUUCUCAAAACUCCAUCUUGAAGAGCAUGCAGCCUACUCCCCUGCUCAAGUUCACCUCGCAGACCUUCGAUCGUCCCGAAGGGUACAAGUUCGAAGAUGCUCGCUAUCACUUCACCUUCAACUCUUUCUUGACUGUCCCUGCUGUGCUCAACUGCGUCAACAAGGUGAAGCUGGAGUGCUUCCGAGUCGCAACGACCUCCCUGUUUGGCUAUCCCAUAGGCGCGGUGAGGCCCGAGGAGUUCGAGCAGCUGCAAGUAAGUCAUCGUGAGGUCGUGAACAAGCUUCUGAGGGAGACGUGGGUCAACGCUGUGAGAAACGCGAUCCAAAGCAGCCUGAAGGACAUCGGCAAGGGAUGGUUCAACUUGCAAGAGCACAGGAUGAACGUCUACAUCGUCUCCAAGCUCUGCAAGCUCAUGACUCAGAUCAAGUUCAUCAUGCAGGACUCGCUCAAGUCCUUGUCCGAUCAGUCUGCCGAGUCCUUCGCCAGGCUCUUCCUGGGCUCUCUCAGCUACGAGGUGAUCAUUGAGGACUUUGACAAGGUCAAGAACAUCCCACGGUCGCCUCUCUUCGUGCUGGACCUGGUGCUGGAGCCGAGCGGGAAGAUCAACUACAACAUCGAGCUCGACGUGCUCUUUGACAUGCCCCUCCUCCUCUACGACGCCGCGAUCGAAGUCAUGCAAGGCAUUCCCCAGCUCGAGCCGCAGAUCCUGACGAACCUGUUCUGGCCGGAGAAGCCAAACCUGGGGGCCCCUGAUCGUCACGACCCUGUGGUGAGCCGGUGCAAGGAGAUGAUGGCGGAGGCGCUCAAGGGCGCGAGGUCGCCGCUGGAACGAUACCUGGCAGCCCUCGAGCCCCUCCAGAGCGUCAUGGCCCUUGAGGUCCCCGCGAUCAUCAAACAGUGGGAGACGAAGACGCCGGAGGAGAUCGCGGCACAGCUUGAGGUCAUGAUGGAUGAAAGGAUCCCCAAACAGAUCUCCGUCGGAGGAUUUUCCAUCAACUUGGAACGCAUCCGCAAGCAUGCGGUCUCGAAAUAUUCUGAUUUGGUUGACGGGCUGGGAGGAGCCAUCGCAACGUCGACUCGGAAGAGGGCCGAGGCUGUUGGAAAGUCAUACGAUGACAUCUCGAACAUCUUGAAGAAGACUCCAGCUGAUGUCGAGGCGAUCGCAAAGCUGCGAGAAUACAUAGCCGAGCUCCCAAACCAGCUGGGAGAGCUGAGAACGCAGGUUGAGAGCGUGAACAAGGACUACGAGCUGUUGGACAGCCUCUUCUUCAACUACAGCAACGCGGAUGUCAAGCAGCGGUGGAACAGCUACGGACUUCCUGGACUGAUCCAGAGGAGGAUUGAAAACUCCCUAAAGAUGCUGGACGAGAAGCAGUCUGAGUACCAACAGGCCAUGAUCGACGAGCAGGAGGAGUUCAACGACGAGAUUCAAUCGCUCGGUCAGAUCAUCGCUAACUUCAGCUCGAGGCUCGUGGAGUGGGAGACAGGAGUGGGAGGAGGAGCUCUGGUGGAGGAGAUCGCUCAGGAGGUCAAGACCCUGCAGAAUCGCCUGCAGGAGGCCACCGUCGACUCGAGGAAGUACAACAGCAGGGAAGUCAUUCUCGCUCGUCCUCAGACGGAUUACUCAUCAAUCCAGAAGUCUUCCAAGGCGUUCGAGCCCUUCGUGACGCUGUGGAGCACAAUGGUUGAGUUCCAGAGGAGCAGGAGCUCCUGGCAGACCUGCCCCUUCUCCUCCCUUGACCCCGAGGAGAUUGAGAAGAACAUCCAGGUGUGGUGGCGGAACUUGUUCAAGAUCUCCAAGAUGUUCGAGGCGGGAGAUCAGAAAGUCUUCGAGAUGACGAGGGCGGUCAGGGAUGACGUGGACGACUUCAAGAAGUACGUGCCCAUGGUCACGGCCCUGAGGAACCCGGGGAUGAAGGAGAGACACUGGAAGGCGCUCUCGACCGAGCUCAAGAUCGAGCUGCGCUUCGACGACAGCGUGACCCUCAACACCGUCCUCAACGAGAUGAAAUUGCAGGAGCACAUGCCACACAUCACCAAGAUCGGAGACCUGGCGAGCAAGGAGUACAUGAUCGAGACCACUCUAGACGGGAUGAUCGAGAGCUGGAACGGGGUCGACCUGGACCUCAGGGACUACAAGGACACAGGCACCCAAGUACUGGGAGGUCUUGACGAGGUUCUUCAGCACCUGGACGACAACAUCGUCAUGACUCAGUCCAUCGCCUUCUCGCCCUUCAAGGGGCCCUUCACCGAGCGCAUUGAGGAGUGGGAGAAGUCUCUUCUGCUGGCCCAGGAGAUCCUCGACGAGUGGAUCGCUUGCCAGAGGCUUUGGAUGUACUUGGAGCCAAUCUUCGCCUCUGAAGACAUCCAGAAGCAGCUGCCGGGGGAGAGCAAGAAGUUUCAGCUGGUCGAUCGCAACUGGAGGAGGAUCAACGACGGUGCCAAGAAGAACCCAGCUGUCCUCGAGGUCUGCAGCAGCCACAAGAUUCUCGAUCUGUUCCGGGACGGGAACAAGGUACUUGACUCGGUGCAGAAGGGGCUCUCGGACUACCUCGAGACGAAGAGAGCUGGCUUCGCCAGGUUCUACUUCCUGUCCAACGACGAGCUGCUGGAGAUCCUGUCGCAGACCAAGGAAGUGACCGCCGUCCAGCCUCACCUCAAGAAAUGCUUCGAGGCGAUUAACAAGCUCGAGUUCGUCAUCGACGGCAAGAACGUCUCCGCUACCGCCAUGUACUCGGCUGAGGGUGAGAUGAUUCCGUUCCCCGAGACGCUGCUGAUCCGAGGGAACGUCGAGAGCUGGCUGACGGACGUCGAGAGCAUGAUGCGGGUCACCCUCCGCCAUCGCCUCCGAGCUGCUUCCGACGACUAUGCGCAGAAGCCGAGGACACAGUGGGUGUUGGACUGGCCCGGGCAGCUGGUGCUGGCGGGGAGCCAGUACUACUGGAGCAUCGAGGUGGAGGAGGCGAUCAGCACUGAGGGAGCGCUGGGCCUCAAGAAGUACUACGAGAAGAUGCUGGUGCAGCUGGAAGGCCUGGUGUCACUCGUGCGGGGGAAGCUGGACAAGCUCGGGUCGCUGACGCUGGGGGCGCUAAUCACGAUCGAGGUGCACGCCAGGGAUGUCAUCCAGCGACUGGAGGAGGUGGGAGUGUCUGACGUGCAGGACUUCGAGUGGAUCAGCCAGCUGAGGUACUACUGGGAUGGAGAGGACUACUGCAGAGCCAAGGCCAAGUUGCCUCUCUUCUACAACGCGGGGAGAGGAGAGGAUAUGACGGUGAAACAGGUGCAGGCAGUGUUCAUCUACGGGUAUGAGUACCUCGGCAACACCCCCCGACUCGUCAUCACGCCCCUGACUGACCGAUGCUACAUCACCUUGACUAGCGCCAUGCACCUGUGCCUGGGAGGAGCUCCUGCGGGACCUGCUGGGACGGGUAAGACGGAGACGACGAAAGAUCUAGGGAAGGCGCUAGCAAAGCAGACGGUUGUGUUCAACUGCAGCGAUGGUCUGGACUACCUGGCAAUGGGAAAGUUCUUCAAGGGGCUGGCGUCAUCAGGAGCAUGGGCCUGCUUCGACGAGUUCAACCGCAUCGACAUCGAAGUUCUAUCCGUCAUCGCCCAGCAGGUGAUCACCAUCCAGCUGGCCACGCAGAGGAAGCAAACCAACUUCAUCUUCGAGGGCUGCGACAUCGCUCUCGACGUCACUUGCGCCGUCUUCAUCACCAUGAACCCGGGAUACGCGGGAAGGAGCGAGCUGCCGGACAACCUGAAGGCGCUCUUCCGCCCCAUGGCCAUGAUGGUCCCUGACUACGGGCUGAUCGCUGAGAUCAGCCUCUUCUCCUUCGGUUUCAGCAACGCAAAGCCUCUCUCCCGCAAGAUCGUGGCGACGUUCAAGUUGUCAUCGGAGCAGCUGUCCUCCCAGGACCACUACGACUUCGGGAUGAGGGCGGUUAAGACCGUGAUCAACGCCGCAGGCAUAUUGAAACGAGAUCAGCCCAACACCAGCGAGGAUACCCUCCUCUUCCGCGCCCUGACAGACGUCAACAAGCCCAAGUUCCUCACCGAAGAUCUGACGCUGUUUGACGGCAUCAUGAAUGAUCUCUUCCUCGGCGUCGAGAGGCCCGUGAUCGACUACGGCGAGCUGAUCGAGACCAUGAAGUCCAGCUCCGAGACCAGAUCCCUCCAGCCCGUCCCCUCCUUCGUCGCCAAGAUGAUCCAGCUCUACGACACUACCGUUGUGCGGCACGGCCUUAUGCUCGUCGGGCCCACCGGAGGAGGCAAGACGAUGAACUACCGGACCCUCGCCGCUGCUAUGACCUUCCCAGCUCUGUUCGAGCAUGUCAAGUACCACACCCUCAACCCCAAGUCCAUCACGUCAGGUCAGCUCUACGGCGACUUUGACGUCAACACCCACGAGUGGACUGAUGGGAUCCUUGCUGGGAUCAUCCGAGAGUGCGCGCAAGACACGUCACCUGACAAGAAAUGGAUCAUGUUUGACGGACCUGUGGACGCAAUCUGGAUCGAGAACAUGAACACGGUUCUCGACGACAACAAGAAGUUGUGUCUUGUCAGCGGGGAGAUCAUCGCUCUUACGCCAACCAUGACGAUGAUGUUUGAAGUUGAAGACCUUGCUGUUGCUUCUCCUGCCACUGUCAGUCGAUGCGGCAUGAUAUACAUGGAGCCAAGUGCGCUCGGUUUGAUGCCUCUCGCGCAGUCUUGGCUCGCCUCCCUCCCGCAUUCCUUUGCCUCUACUGAGACGGUCCUGCUUGACUUGCUUCAGCAGUACUUGGAGAACUGUAUCACCUUCGUGAGGAAGAACCUGGUCGAGACUGUAGCAACAGUGGACAACAACCUUGCUCAGAGCUUGUUCCGCCUCCUCUCCUCCAUCAUGCACAUCUUCGAGCACGAGGUCGAGCACUUCAAGUCUCAGAACGAGGAGGAGUCCCAGCAGGCCCUCCCGUCAGUCUCAGAGAUCGUCGCUCCUCUCUUCUUCUUCUGUCUCACUUGGACCGUUGGCGGCAGCUGCGACCUGGUAGGAAGAAGUAAGUUCAACGAGUACCUCCGCCAGCUUGCCAAGACCAACGAGCAUGACAAGUUUCUACCACCCGACGGCAGCAUCUACGACUUCUGCUACCUCCAGGACCUCCAGGACUUCGGCUGGAAGCGAUGGAUGGACACGAGGCCGCCCGUCAAGCUUGACCCCAAGGCUUCCUUCUCCAGCAUGAUCGUUCCCACCGUUGACACGAUCCGUUACGCCAACCUCAUCGGCCGCCUCGUCUCGCAGGAGAAGCACGUGCUGUGUGUGGGAGACACCGGGACGGGCAAGACGCUAACGGUGAUGGACCAGCUCUUCAACGGCAUGCCCAAGGGCUUCGAGACCGUCCCCAUGUCGUUCUCUGCCUCCACGAGCGCCAACCAGACGCAGGACAUCCUAGACGCCAAGUUUGACAAGCGGAGGAAGGGAGUCUUCGGUCCCCCGGCAGGUUCAAAGUUCAUCAUCAUGGUCGACGAUUUCAACAUGCCGGCUCGAGAGAAGUACUUCGCUCAACCUCCGCUGGAGCUGCUGCGACAAUGGAUGGACCAUGGCGGAUGGUUCGAUCGAAAGCUCCUCCAGUUUCGCGAGAUUAUCGACAUCAUCUUCGUCUCCGCCAUGGGGCCACCGGGCGGCGGCCGCAACCCGAUCUCUGCACGCAUGACACGCCAUUUCAAUUUCCUGUCCUUCACGACCAUCGAGAACGACUCGCUCAACAGAAUCUUCGGCACGAUCCUCAAGACGUUCAUCUCCGCCAACUUCAACAGCGACGAGUUUCACAGCCUCGUCUCUCCCCUCGUCGAGGCGACUGUCGAGGUCUACGACACCAUCGCCGCUGAGCUGCUCCCGACCCCCGCCAAGUCGCACUACACCUUCAACCUCCGCGACCUCGCCAAGGUCUUCCAAGGCGUGCUGGCGGCAGACACCAAGACGAUCGGAGACAGCACCUCCCUGAUCCGCCUGUGGGCGCACGAGUGCAUGAGAGUGUUCGGCGACAGGCUCGUCAACGACGAGGACCGCGACUGGUUCGGGAAGCUCAGAGACCGGCAGCUCUCCCAGCGGUUCGAGCUCAGCUGGAAGGAAGUCUGCCCUGGCGACCGCCUGCUCUUCGCUGACUUCACAGGGAGCGGCGACCCGAAGCCGUACGUGUGGGUGGAGGAGCCGGAGAAACUAGUUCACAUCUUCGAGGGGAUGCUCGACGACUACAACGUGGAGAACACCAAGAGACUGGACCUCGUCCUCUUCAUGGACGCGAUUGAGCACAUUUCCCGCAUCUCCCGCAUCAUCCGCCAGCCCAAGGGGAACGCGCUCCUGCUCGGGGUUGGAGGGAGCGGGAGGCAGAGCCUGACGCGGCUGGCCUCGUUCGCGGCAGACUACAAGUGCUUUCAGAUUGAGAUCUCCAAGAACUACGGUAUGAACGAGUGGAGGGAGGACCUGCGAACGCUCCUGAAGCUCGCGGGGUGCGAGGGCAAGUCAACAGUCUUCCUGUUCCCCGAGACCCAGAUCGUGAAGGAGAGCUUCCUUGAAGACAUCAACUCCAUCCUCAACUCCGGCGAGGUUCCCAACCUCUUCGACGCUCCUUCCCUCGAGGAGAUCAGCGGAGUCGUCCGCCCUAUCUGCGCUGCUCAGGGGCUGCCGCAGACCAAGGCUGCGCUCUAUGCCUUCUUCCUCUCCCGCGUGCAGGAGAACCUCCACUGCGUCAUCUGCAUGAGCCCCGGGACUGAUACCUUCCGAUCUCGCCUCCGCAUGUACCCCAGCCUGCUCAACUGCUGCUCCAUCGACUGGUUCUCCGAGUGGCCGGCAGAGGCGCUGACCAACGUCGCUCGCAGUCAGCUGUCGACCAUCCAGUUUGAGAGCGAGCAGCAGAAGACGGCUGUGUUCGACGUUUGCAGGGGCAUCCACGAGUCGGUAGCGAGGUUUUCCAUCCGCUACUUCAACGAGAUGGGGAGAUUCAACGCUGUGACGCCGACGAGCUACCUGGAGCUCCUGGCGGCCUACAAGCGGAUCAUGGAGGAGAAGAAGGAAGAGGUCGGAACCAACAAGAACAGGUUCGUCGUCGGGCUAGAGAAGCUAGCAGAGGCGACGGUGCAGGUGCAGACGCUGCAGCAGGAGAUCAUAGAGCUGCAGCCUGUGCUGGUGAAGACGAGCGAGGAAGUGGACGCUAUGAUGAUCACCAUCACUGCGGACAGGGAGGAGGCGGACAAGACCAAGAUCAUCGUAGAGGCGCAGGAGAACGAGGCCAACGCCAAGGCAGCCAAGGCCAAGGAGAUCGCCGACGAUGCUCAAAAAGAUCUCGACGAGGCCCUACCGGCUCUCGAUGCCGCGACUGCUUCGCUGAGGAGCUUGAACAAGAACGACAUCGUCGAGGUGAAGGCGAUGAAGAACCCCCCAGCUGGAGUCAAGCUGACGAUGGAGGCGGUGUGCAUCCUGAUGAAGGUGAAGCCUGUCAGGAAAGACGACCCGAAUCAGCUGGGCAAGAAGAUCAACGACUACUGGGAGCCGGCCUCGAAGCUGCUCAACGAUCCCUCUGGCUUCCUCAACAGCCUCUUCUCCUUCGACAAGGAGGCCAUGGAGGACAACGUCAUAUCGCAGGUCACCCCCUACGUCAACGGCGAGCACGGCGAGUUCACCCCCGCGUCCAUCGAGAAGGCAUCCAAGGCAUGUAAGAGCAUCUGCAUGUGGGUGUUGGCCAUGCACAAGUACUACCACGUGGCGAAGAUGGUCGAGCCCAAGAAGGAGCUGCUGGCCUCAGCUCAGGCUGAGCUGAGGGAGGUCAUGGCGCAGCUGGAAGAGGCGAAGGCGAAGCUCAAGGCUGUGAACGAGAAGCUGCAGAGGCUGCAAGACGAUCUGAACGCGGCGGUGGCGAAGAAGGAGGAGCUGGGGAGGAAGAGCGAGGAGUGUAACAUCAAGCUAGGCCGAGCUGAGAAACUCAUCGGGGGCCUUGGCGGCGAGAAGCUGAGGUGGAUGGCGACGGUUGAACAGCUGUCAAAGGACUUCGCGUGCAUUGUGGGGGACGUGCUGGUCGGGGCGGGGACGGUGGCGUACCUGGGAGCGUUCACUGGGGACUACAGAGGAUGGAUGGUGCAGGAGUGGAACGAGUUGCUGCUGCAAAACUCGAUCCUCCAUACCGACAACUGCACCAUUCACACUUCGCUCUCUGACCCCGUGAGUAUCCGAGCCUGGCAGAUCGCGGGGCUGCCGAGCGAUCCCCUGUCGACUGAGAACGCUCUCAUCAUGCAGAAGGCGAGGCGAUGGCCGCUGAUGAUCGACCCCGAGACGCAGGCAAACUCGUGGGUGAAGAACAUGGAGAAGGUGAACAACGUCGAGGUAGUCAAACUCACUUCCUCCAACUACCUGCGGUCCCUCGAGAAUGGGAUCAGGUUCGGUCGGCCGGUGAUGAUCGAGAACAUUCUGGAGGAGCUCGACCCGGCUCUAGAGCCUCUCCUCCUCCGCAUCACAUUCAAGCAGAACAACCAGGAAAUGAUCCAGCUGGGCGACUCUACGGUCCCCUGGCACCCUGACUUCCGCUUCUACAUGACGACGAAGCUGCGCAACCCGAUCUACAAGCCCGAGACAGCCGUCAAAGUCACCCUCCUCAACUUCGCCAUCACCUCCGACGGGCUGCAGCAGCAGCUGCUGGGGCUGGUGGUGGCGGAGGAGCGGCCGGACCUGGCGGAAGCGAAGAACAACUUGGUGGUGCAGAAUGCGGCGAUGAAGAAGCAGAUGAAGGAGAUUGAGGAUACGAUCCUCCGUAUGCUGUCGGAGGCGUCGGGGGACAUUCUCGACGACGAAGGGCUGAUAAACACGCUUGCGGCGUCGAAGAAGACGUCGACGGAGAUCAACGAGAAGCUGGCGCAGGCUGAGAUCACAGAAAAGGAGAUCGACACGACGAGGGUGGAGUACCUUCCCGUCGCCUUCCGCUCCUCCCUCCUCUAUUUCUGCGUAUCCGAUCUCUCGAUCAUCGACCCCAUGUACCAGUACUCUCUUGGCUGGUUCAUGAACCUCUUCCGCAUGGGGAUUCAGAACUCAGAGAUGUCUCCCGACGACCUGGAGCAGAGGCUUCGCAACAUCAUCGACUACUUCACUCACAGCGUCUACGUGAACAUCUGCCGAUCGCUCUUCGAGAAGCACAAGCUCAUGUUCUCCUUCCUCCUCUGCAUCCGCAUCAUGCAGACCGAAGGGAAGAUAGACAGUGAUGAGUUCAAAUUUCUCUUGUCAGGACCAACCUCCAACUCGACCGACGGAGACAACCCAGCGCCUGACUGGCUUACCAAUAGCUCAUGGGUCGAGCUAUCGGGCAUGUCGCUACAUCUUCCAGCCUUCCAUGGCCUCUCCGACAUCUUCAGAGGGCACCUCUCCUCCUUCAAGGAGAUGUUUGACAGUUCCUCCCCGGAAAGCUUCGUCCUUCCAGCUGACCUUCCUUCCCGCCUCUCGACCUUCCAGCGCAUCCUCGUCCUCCGCGGCCUUCGCUCUGACAAGGUCACCAAUGCCGUUCAGGCUCUAGUCUCCUCUGAGCUCGGCCCUGCUUUCAUCGAGCCUCCUCCCUUCGACCUCCUGCGAUGUUACCAGGAAUCAACUGUCAAGACCCCCCUGAUCUUCGUCUUCUCCCCCGGCUCUGACCCAGCAGCAGACCUCUACAAGUUCGCCGACUCCAUGAACAUGACGAGGAAGCUGGACUCGAUCUCGCUUGGGCAGGGGCAGGGGCCGAUAGCUGAGAACCUAAUCAAGACGGGGCAGGACUCGGGCGGUUGGGUUUUCCUGCAGAACUGUCACCUUGCCGUCUCCUGGAUGCCCCGACUGGAGAAGAUCGUAGAGACGACAGAUGAAGAGCUAGUACACCGGGACUAUCGUCUCUGGUUGACAUCCGGACCCUCCAAGGCUUUUCCUGUCUCAGUCUUGCAAGAUGGCGUGAAGAUGACGAUUGAGCCGCCCAAGGGGCUCAAGGCGAAUCUGAAUAGGUGGGAGGGGGAGGAGGAGGAGGAGGAGGAGGAGGAGGAGGAGGAGGAGGACUAA